AUGAAGAUAGAGAGGCAUGGGAUGCGCGUAUGGGAUACUCCUCUCCUCCCAACCCUGCUGCUACUCCUCUCCUCCCUUCCCUGCUCCUACUCCUCUACGCCCUUCCCUGCUCCUACUCCUCUCCGCCCUUCCCUGCUCCUACUCCGGAGAAAGUUAAAUGCUCCUCCCUUCCCCCCUCCUACUCCUCUCCGCCCUUCCCUGCUCCUACUCCUCUCCUCCCCUUCCAGGCUGCUACUCCUCUCCUCCCCUUCCAUGCUGCUACUCCUCUCCUCCCUUCCUUGCUGCUACUCCUCUCAUCCCUUCCCUACUGCUGCUCAUCUCCUCCCUUCCCUGCUGCUACUCCUCUCCUCCCUUCCCUGCUGCUACUCCUCUCCUCCCUUCCCUGCUGCUACUCCUCUCCUCCCUUCCCUGCUGCUACUCCUCUCCUCCCUUCCUUGCUGCUACACCUCUCUUCCCUUCCUUGCUGCUACACCUCUCCUCCCUUCCUUGAUGAUACUCCUCUCCUCCCUCCCUGCUGCUACUCAUCUCCUCCCUUCCCUGCUGUUGCUCCUCUCCUCCCUUCCCUGCUGCUGCUCCUCUCCUCCCUUCCCUACUGCUGCUCCUCUCCUCCCUUCCCUGCUGCUGCUCCUCUCCUUCCUUCCCCCCUCCUACUCCUCACCUCUCUUCCCCCAUCCUACUCCUCUCCUCCCUUCCCCCCCUCCUACUCCUCUCCUCCCUUCCCUGCUGCUACUCCUCUCCUCCCUUCCCUGCUCCUACUCCUCUCCUCCCCUUCCCUUCUGCUACUCCCCUCCGCCCUUCCCUGAUGCUACUCCUCUCCUCCCUUCCCUGCUGCUACCCCUCUCCUCCCUUCCCUGCUCCUACUCCUCUACGCCCUUCCCUGCUCCUACUCCUCUACGCCCUUCCCUGCUCCUACUCCUCUCCGCCCUUCCCUGCACCUACUCCUCUCUGCCCUUCCCUGCUCCUACUCCUCUCCGCCCUUCCCUGCUCCUACUCCUCUCCGCCCUUCCCUGCUCCUACUCCGGAGUGCGGGAGGGAGAGCGUGAGGCUGAGAGAGAGGGAGAGCGAGAAGGUGAGCGAGAGGGAGAGCGAGAGGGAGAGCGAGAGGGAGAGCGUGAAAGAGAGCGUGUUGUGAAGCGUGAGGGAGAGCGUGAUGUGCAGCAUGAGGGAGAGCGUGAUGUGCAGCACGAGGGAGAGCGUGAGGUGAAGCGUGAGGGAGAGCGUGAUAUGACGCGUGAUGAGUCUUCUCCCUCUACUCCAGCAGGUGCCUGUGCGGAUGAUGCACAGAAUGUUCGUGGUCAUGGGGAGGGUGGGAGGGAGAGACGUGGCGCAGAGUUAGAUGAUCAGAGAGGGGUGUCAGGGAGAGUGAAGGCACGGGCCAGAAAUGCUGGAAAGAAGGCCGUUGCAGAGGUGGAAUCUUCAGAUGAAGAUGAUAGUUCUGAGGAGGAAUCAGGGAGUUCCUCCGGGAGCGAGGAGAAGUAUGAUGAGGAGGAGGACGAGAGUGAUGACGCUGAAUCUGAGUCCGGGAGUGAUGACGACGGUAGGAGAGGGGGGAGGGCACGAGGAGCACGCAACCACCGCUAUAGUGGAAAGCGUGGUCAUGCAACCGGUGGUAAGGCCGGUAAUGGACGUAAACGGCAGAGACGUCGAGAGCGUGCUCAAGGAAAGCGCACAGAAUCUGAGGGACCCAAUCGGCAUCGUAAGGAGCGUCCUGUUGUGAGACAGGACCUUCGCUUCUACGAUGAGAUGAGGACCUUGGGUCACUCGGAAGAUGCUGGACCGUCGAAUCGUCGGGAGACCGUUCGGAUGAAACAGGCAGCAACCAACGAUCCGUAUGCUGCCCUUGCUUCUACCUCAGGAUUGGGAAAGAGGGCGUCUCGAUUUCAAGAUCGGAGCGUGCGUGAGAACGCUGGCCAGCAGCAUGACAACACGCUCAAUCCAGCCGGUGGUGGUGACGAUCUGGCCUGGGGUGGGGGGGCUGGGAGCGAAUGA
Closterium sp. NIES-65 is the source of this 1989-nucleotide messenger RNA. Lineage: Eukaryota; Viridiplantae; Streptophyta; Zygnematophyceae; Desmidiales; Closteriaceae. The record is from the annotation of a GenBank genome assembly.